Messenger RNA from Seminavis robusta, 1880 nucleotides. The record is from the annotation of a GenBank genome assembly. NCBI's taxonomy places the organism in Eukaryota, Bacillariophyta, Bacillariophyceae, Naviculales, Naviculaceae.
GUUGCCUUCAUCGUCCCCAACAGCACUCUUUUCUCGACCAUAGCUUGACCAUAGCUUGACCAUAAACAAACCAACAAAUCAUCACCAUGUCAUCCACCCAUCCUCGUCUUCCAAAUAGCCAAGAAGAGGCCGCCUUGGAUAGUGAUCUGUCCUUGAAUCAGCUUGUCCUGGAGCGAAGCCAAACUGCCACCAAGACUGCGGAAGACAUCAAACAGGAAGAACUACUCAGACGAGCAGCAGAAAAAAAGAACAAUCUGGCACCCACAGUUGCCAGACGACCAGAUGCCAACAGAAGGAAGAAAGCGCCGGCUACUGCUACCACUACAGCUGUUUCUAUCAGUACGAACGCUACUGAGGAUGAUGAUCAAAGGCAAAAAGAUGAGCUUGCCCUGUUGAGAGUUGUAGCUGAGCGAUCUGCCGCUGCCAGGAGAGAAGAGGCAGAAAGUGCUAGCAAGAGCAACAACCCUGCGGAGAUUGGAGCACAAGCUUUUAAUCCCGGUGAUUAUGUUUCUGAAAAAGGGGACACCAUCAAUCUCAUGGCUAUUGCCGCGCAAAGAAGUGUUGAUGAUGAUGCUACGCCCAGCAUGGCAGCAACAGCAGAUAAUACGGCUCUUCCUGAUGCUGCUGGUGAUUCUGUUGGUGAUUCUGUUGCACUUAAUCCUGCAUCAAAUCCAGCUGCAGGCAUUGAAUAUGACCACCAAACUGGGCGUCCCAUGACCAAGCACAGCCUACCACCAGGCUCUGUUACUCCUGGUGCUUAUUCCGGAGCUCCAGGAGCGAACUACCAAGCCGUGGAGCCGGUGAGAUUGGAUGUGCUGGGACCAUCUUCUCCGCCAAUGCAAGAGACGCCACAAGGACAAAUAGAAGAGGCAGAAGUCAAUACUAUGGAGAGUUUGGAGGAGAAGAAAAGAAAUCCGGUGGCAGUGAGGGCAGCAAUUGCUGUACUGGCGGUAGUUAUCAUUCUGGCCAUUACCAUUCCACUGGCUGUUGGAGGGAAAAAUGGAGAAUCCCCCAAAAUGGACAACACCCAAGUAACCAGUAUUGAUAAGGCGCUACUUCCCAAUGCCCCAAAUUCCACCUGGGAGUCCAUUGUGACGGAUCAAAAAUCACUUCAAUUCAAAGCCUACACCUGGCUGACUCGAGAUCCCAACCUACAGACAUAUGAAAGCUGGCAAAAGGAACAGAGAUUUUCUCUUGCCACCUUCUACUACGCAUGUAAUGGCCCUAAAUGGAGGUUCAAGGAUCCUCAAGCACAAAAUGAGUGGCUUAGCUAUGGAACCAGUGAAUGUGGGUGGGGUGUCUUCCACACCGGCCCAUUAUUGAAUGGUGUGCAUUGUUCCACUGGUGACCGUGUGACAGAAAUCAAAGUAAUGGAACAGCGAGGUUUCACGGGAUCCGUUCCAUCGGAAUUAUCAUUGCUUGGAAGCUUGAAAAUAUUGGACUUGUCUGAAAACAUUAUGGCCAACCACCUGACAGAUCUGCUGCCAAUCCAUGAGUCAGAGCCUUUCCAGUCCCUGGAAGCACUUCAUUGCGUAAACUGCCGGCUAGUGGGAAGCCUACCUCCAGAGCUAUUUGAAUGGACCAAUCUCCUAGUAUUGGACCUGUCCAACAACCAGAUAUCUGGCCCUCUCCCUUUGGAAGUUAGUUUGAUGGCAGCUUUAGUAGACUUGGACUUGGGCAGCAACCAAUUUGUGGGAGAGGUCCCAUCUGAGGUAGGGCAGUUAACAGCAUUGACUUCCUUGGACUUGAGCCGCAACCAAUUUGUGGGAGAGGUCCCAUCUGAGGUAGGGCGGUUAACAGCAUUGACUUCCUUGGACUUGAGCCGCAACCAAUUCAUGGGAGAGGUCCCAUCUGAGAUGGCACCAUUCCAACCGAAAUAG